Molecule: messenger RNA, 926 nt
Organism: Nelumbo nucifera (sacred lotus)
Lineage: Eukaryota; Viridiplantae; Streptophyta; Magnoliopsida; Proteales; Nelumbonaceae
Product: ethylene-responsive transcription factor WIN1-like
Biological process (GO): regulation of DNA-templated transcription
Molecular function (GO): DNA-binding transcription factor activity; DNA binding
Source: RefSeq, a predicted model, not a curated record
CAUUAUCCGUGAGCAGCAGAGCCGACCCAGUUCUCUGACAGUCCUACGGUUCUACCUGUCCUUUCCCAAGACAUGGUACAAACAAAGAAGUUCAGAGGCGUCAGGCAGCGCCACUGGGGAUCAUGGGUGUCUGAGAUUCGCCACCCACUGCUGAAGAGAAGAGUGUGGCUGGGCACCUUCGAGACAGCCGAAGAGGCCGCUCGAGCCUACGACGAGGCGGCGGUGUUGAUGAGUGGACGAAAUGCAAAGACCAACUUUCCGGUGGCCAGGGCUCCAUCUGGGGAUCCAAACACAAGCGAGGGUCUGUCAGCGUCGACACUCAGCGCCAAGCUACGGCGGUGCUGUAAGGCCCCCUCCCCCUCCCUCACCUGUUUGAGGCUCGACACAGAAAACUCCCACAUUGGAGUCUGGCAAAAGCGCGCUGGGCCGGGCUCGGAAUCCAACUGGGUCAUGACGGUUGAACUUGGGAAGAUGAACGCUCAAGCCCCAGAGGCGUCGUCACCGGCUUUAUCGGAGAAACCAGAGAUGGCGAGGGCAGAUGCCAGAGGUGGAGUGACCGAAGAGGAGAAGAUUGCACUGCAGAUGAUAGAAGAACUUCUGAGUCCUUAGCCAUCGUAUCGAAUUUACCAAGGGGAACGGAGCUUAAACAAGUGACGGUUCCUGUUCUUUCAAUAUUUCAUUCUCAGUGUACGUAGAAGCAUAUAUAUAUAUAUAUAUAGAUGUUAAUAUCCACUUGGGUUGAUUUGGGUUUUCAUUAAAUGAACCUCUGAACCUCUGUGUAUUAAAAAAUUUACAUAAAAGAGAAAGGCCAAUUAACAAUAACAAUACUAGCUCAGUGGCCCAUUUGAAUCUAGCAAACUUGAAUAUAUCUAAGUGUAACCAGAAUAAAAUAAAAGGAACUGAUUUAAGAUAGCUUCUUUAUCCCA